Dimorphilus gyrociliatus is the source of this 1096-nucleotide messenger RNA. NCBI's taxonomy places the organism in Eukaryota, Metazoa, Annelida, Polychaeta, Dinophilidae. The record is from the annotation of a GenBank genome assembly.
CAUGUCCAACGGUAAAGUUAUCGAGGCCGUUUCACCUUUGAAUGGAGCAGUGACAAAUGUUGAAAAGAAAAGCGACGAUCUGCAAACAACCGCCUGCACAACAGGACAAGGAGAAGUGAUGACAAAAUCUGUGAAGAAGGCUCUAAGCCAGGUGGCAGGAGCGGUUCACGAAAAAUACUACGGUUGUGGUAUAGUCAUACCGCCUGCACUUGAAGGUUAUUCAGUUCUAGAUUUGGGAUGUGGAGCUGGUAGGGACUGCUUUUGUCUGAGUAAGUUGGUGGGACCAAAUGGGUUUGUUACUGGUUUGGAUAUGACACAAGAGCAGCUGGACGUGGCGGAUGAAAACAUAGAUUAUCAUACGAGACAAUUUGGCUAUUCUAAACCAAAUGUAGAAUUUAAACGAGGAUUUAUAGAGAAAUUGACUGAUGCCGGAAUUGAGGAAAAUUCAUAUGACGUCAUUGUAUCAAAUUGCGUGUUGAACCUGUCGCCGGACAAACAAGCCGUUCUAUGGCAGGCCUACAAAGUUCUAAAAGAAGGAGGCGAGUUGUAUUUUAGCGAUGUCUAUGCGGAUCGUCGUUUGUCGGGUGAUAUUCUAAAGCAUAAAACUUUAUGGGGCGAGUGUUUUGCGGGCGCACUGUAUUGGCGUGACCUAAUUGAUAUAGCGACAAGGGUGGGAUUCAGCACUCCACUUUUAGUUAACGCCAGUGUCAUUGACCUGAAGAAUAAGGAGUUGCAGAGAGUUGUUGGUGACGCGAAAUUCGUGUCUGCAACCUACAGACUUUUCAAAGUGGGAAGAGAGAAGGCGACGCCGCACACUUGCUAUACCGUGUACAAAGGAGGAAUAGAGGAUUACGAAGAAGCUUUCAAGUUUGACUACUCAAACAUUUUCAAGAGAAAUGAAAUUGUGCCAAUUUCCGGUUUGGUCAGCGAGGCGUUGAAGGCGUCACGUUACUCGGGCUACUUUGAUUUCAAAGACAAUGGAGAAGACCUGGAGAUAAUCGACCCAUUCGCAAUUGUAGCCCAAUCGUCAGCAAACUCUACCAGCAGUUCACCAAACAACGUUAACGACUGUUGCUUGAAAAACUGCCGCAAUUGA